Nakaseomyces glabratus is the source of this 1341-nucleotide messenger RNA. RefSeq names its product dihydrofolate synthase (gene FOL3). Gene Ontology annotation, molecular function: dihydrofolate synthase activity; tetrahydrofolylpolyglutamate synthase activity; ATP binding. Gene Ontology annotation, cellular component: cytosol; cytoplasm; mitochondrion. Gene Ontology annotation, biological process: folic acid-containing compound biosynthetic process. The record is from RefSeq and is a predicted model, not a curated record. Lineage: Eukaryota; Fungi; Ascomycota; Saccharomycetes; Saccharomycetales; Saccharomycetaceae.
AUGUCAAUCAGGCUUGGUCUUGGAAGGAUUGGUAGACUGCUUGAAUUUAUAGGUAAUCCACAUCAGCAUUUGAAAGUAUUACACAUAGCUGGAACUAACGGUAAGGGUUCUGUCUGUACAUACUUAUCAACAGUACUACAACAACAGAGGACACAUUUUCGCGUUGGCAAGUUUACUACCCCACAUCUUAUCCAUGUUACAGAAUCGAUAUCAAUUAACGAUCAACCUAUACCCAACUCCCAAUACUUGUCGAUAAGAAAUCAACUUGAUAUCUUGAAUAGUGAGCAUCGAUUAGGGUGUACCGAAUUUGAGCUACUGACAUGCACCGCGCUACAAUAUUUCAAAGAGAUGGAAUGCCAUUGGUGUGUAGUAGAAGUCGGAUUAGGGGGGCGUGAAGAUGCAACAAAUAUAAUUCCAGGAUCAUUCAAACUAUGUUGUGGUAUAACUAAAAUAGGUUUGGAUCAUGAAAGUUUCUUAGGAAAUACAUUGGAAGAGAUAGCAAGAGAAAAGGCCGGUAUUAUUACUGAAGGUGUAGAGUGUGCUGUUAUAGAUGGCUCUAACGAUAAAACUGUCCUAGAUAAAGUGAAGCAGCAUUGCGAAAGUAUGCACUGCAAACUCAUUAUCACUGAAGGUUCAAUGAAUUCCCAUACUGUUCGUACUGCUGCAUGGGGAACAAUUGAAUUUAAUCAAAAGCUUCCAUUAAAUGGAGAAUAUCAAAUUUUUAACCUACGAGUAGCACUAGCUAUACUUGAUGAGUUACAAAGAUCUAAAUAUAUAAAUGUUAGCCGACAAGAACUUGUUGCAGGUCUAGAUCAAGUUCAAUGGCCAGGCCGUCUUCAUGAUUUAGAUUUUUGUUUCCUUUUAUCAGAGGGUGAUGAUAGAAAAAAACUUACAUUCCCUGUAUUAAUCGAUGGGGCUCAUAACGCCAGUGCAGCAAUUGAGCUUUCCAAACACUUACGUAAGCAAUUUGGAGAUAAACCAUUGACAUUUGUAAUUGCAGUUACAGCUGGGAAAAAUCUGAAUACACUACUCAGACCUUUACUCCGAGCCCAAGAUCGAGUAAUUGCCACGAAAUUCAGCUCUGUUGAUGGGAUGCCAUGGAUCCAACCAACAGAUCCUAAAGACUUGAGCUCAUUUAUAAAAAGCAAAUUCACCACCAACUGUAUUUCAGAGAAUAGUUUAUGCGAUGUAUUUAAUUUACUAUCUGAGGAAUAUUACCAUAAUGAUGCCUCUGAAAUAAGUCCAGUAAUUGUAUGCGGCUCACUUUAUUUAUGUGGUGAGCUGUUAAGAAUGCACAAGAGAAAUUCGCAAACUAAGGGCACUAAUGCAGAAAGCUCAUGA